This is a messenger RNA of Schistocerca serialis cubense, 1029 nucleotides long. RefSeq names its product THAP domain-containing protein 1-like. Lineage: Eukaryota; Metazoa; Arthropoda; Insecta; Orthoptera; Acrididae. The record is from RefSeq and is a predicted model, not a curated record. The transcript has 3 exons. Gene Ontology annotation, molecular function: sequence-specific DNA binding. Bases 43 to 1029 code for a protein of 328 amino acids.
GAUCGUGAAGGAGAAUAGUGGUUGUUUAUUUUGAUUUUUACAAUGGCUUUUACUGGCGGGAGCGUUUGUAGCGCAAUAAAUUGCACCAACAACAGAAAGAAGACACCAAAGCUGUCUUUUUUUAGGUUUCCUAAGGAUCCUGAGAGGAGCAGAAAAUGGCUUGUUAAUAGCAGGCGAGAAGACCUCAUGAAGAAAGACCCAGUGUACCUGUAUAGUAAUAUUAGGUUUUGUUCGCUACAUUUCGAACAAAACCAGUUCAUGAACGCAGACAACAACAAACUCGUGUGGAAUGCAGUACCCACCCUGUUUGACAUUCCAAAUAAGCCACCUCAGCUGACGAUGAAGAGGAAACUGCCACAAAGAUUCGACAGUCAAUCUAAAGCAGUAAAACAGUCCUAUGACACAGAAGCAGCUGGUUCAGCUCACCAUGUAUCAGUGCCAGAUUCGUGUGAAUCGUCAACACAGACCUGCUUUGACGAUGAAGUGGUUAGAUUAAGUGCAGCUGUUCGUGUCUUGCAAAAGCGUGUGAAGUGUCAGAAUGUGCAAAUCGCUAGACUUCGAGCGAAACUAUUACGGGACAAGGAAAGUGCCUACAGACAGCGACAGAAAUUGUAUCAGAAGGAGCAAGUGAACAAGGACAAACGAAUGUUAAAGACUAUAGGAUCCCGAUAUUUAAAAAAAGAUGCCCUUGACUUGUUGUUAAGCCAGAUUAGCAUGCCAUUGAAAGAGAAACGUGCUGCAAGAUGGAAAGACGAAAAUAAGCUGUUUGCUCUAAAUUUACUAUAUUACAGCACUCAGGCAUACAGGUUUUUAUCAGAAUGUUUUAUGCUUCCAUCAGUGCGUACACUACAAAGCCCACAAAUUAUUGCUGCUGCUGCUCUUGGUUCUGAAAAAGUGGUUACUGAAGCUGACUGUGGUGUUGGUUGGGUUUCUGGUGUUGUUGCUAAGACUGUUGUAGUAGUUCCUGGAGUACUCAUUCAUGUUACUGUUGGUGGUGCUGCAGAUGAAGCUGAUUGUGACGUUUGUUAG